Molecule: messenger RNA, 144 nt
Organism: Anisakis simplex (herring worm)
Lineage: Eukaryota; Metazoa; Nematoda; Chromadorea; Rhabditida; Anisakidae
Source: the annotation of a GenBank genome assembly
GAACCAUGUUCUUCACAAAGUCAGUGGCGUAUGCUCGUAGAUAACUUAAAGACUGAGCCAGUCAGUGCUAUUUGUGCUUCUCAGCAACGAGGCACUGCACAAGAUUUAGCAAUGGCGGACGAAUUGAGUGAGUUCCACCGUUAA